AUGGCUAAGGAUGAUCCUAUAUUUACGUCGAUGGGAAUGUUUAUCAUCGAUGAGAAUCAAUAUCCUCCAUCAUCUAAAAAGGAGCCGGUACAUAAUAUUAUAGGUGGUGGUGGUACUUAUGCUAUCAUUGGUUCGAGAAUCAUUGCUGGUGCUGAAAAAUCCAAACUAAUUUGUGGAAUUAUAGAUAAGGGAUCUGAUUUUCCAGAAAUUGUGGAAGAAGAAAUCUUGAGUUGGAAUUCAGGAAUCGUUUGGAAAGAAGAUCUCUCUAGGCUAACUACUAGAGGACUUAAUAUAUAUGACGAAGCCGAUAUUAGACAUUUCAAAUACAAAACUGAUAAAAAAAGGAUUGAAGCGCAAGAUAUAGUCAAUCACCCUUACUUGAUAAGAUCACGCACCAUUCAUAUCAUUAGUUCGGUUGAAAGGUGUGAAUCCAUCAUAGAUACGAUUUUAUCCAAUACUCCAAAUGAUGUUAUUCCAACUUUCAUAUAUGAGCCUUUACCUGAUGUCUGUGUUGCAUCAAGUUAUGAUAAGCUAACCUUAUUGUUGCCGAAGAUUGAUGUAUUCACACCGAACUUAAAUGAAAUGUCGAAUUUAGCAAAUUUGGCUAGGGUACCCGAAACUAUGGAGGAUAUCAAAACAUUGAGUUCUAAGUUUAGUCCUUAUUUGACAAAACCUAAUUCUGGUUCUGUUGUUAGAUGUGGACCCUUAGGAUGCUUUAUCAAGACUUCCAAAGUGGAAAUUUCAUUACCUGCAUACCAUAGAAAUCAAGAUAAAGUUGUAGACGUAACUGGUGGUGGUAACCUGUUUUGCGGUGGAUUCGUUACAGGUUUAUGCUUAUCCAAAGGUGACUGGGUUAUUGGUGGUAUUUGUGGUAAUAUAGCUAGUGGAUGUGUUAUUGAGCGACUUGGAAUGCCACGAUUAUAUCUGGGUCUUUCGGAUGAAAAAUGGAAUGGUUCAUCUACCUCUAAAAGGUUAAAGUACUAUGUAGAUAUGAAUAAGAGCAUUCUAGACGGAACAUUCGAUGUAACAAAAAUUGACUGGCUAGCCUAA
Molecule: messenger RNA, 1050 nt
Organism: Debaryomyces hansenii CBS767
Lineage: Eukaryota; Fungi; Ascomycota; Pichiomycetes; Serinales; Debaryomycetaceae
Gene: MAK32
Product: Mak32p
Exons: 1
Coding region: 1-1050 (349 amino acids)
Source: RefSeq, a predicted model, not a curated record